AUGCCGCUCCAAGAGGAACCAAAGUUCAUCUCUAAAGAAGACCGAAAGGCAUCUUUUCUGGCCAAGAAGAGUAAAAAGUCCUCUCUUGGCUCAGACAUUCUGGGCAACCUACAGAAGAGUGUUUUCGAUGAACACAUUCGAGAAUUCCUACCCAAUACUUGCAUCGAGACUCUUCUCACCCCAGCUGCUGUUCGUCGGGAACUGCACCUGUCCGAUGACCCGGAGUUAGAAGAAGAGGUUGUCAACUUUGUGAUGAAAAGUGCCCCCAAACUUUUUAUCACGUCACUGCUGGCCGGACUUACCGACAAAGACCAGGAGCUAGCAACAGCCAUGAUACAAUUCGAGACAAAAUCUGUGAACGACAACUCCCUACCUCUUCCUGACAGCGCAUUCGUUGACGAAGCUGGUGAAUUUCUGGAACCAUGGACUGAGGUGUCCAGGCGCAGUUUUCGUCGAAACCAAUGGACGGUUCUCGUACCAAUCAUCUCAGAGAGCAACCCCGAGCUGGAUCUUGAUCCGGACUGUAUUCUUCCCAUUACUGAAAAGUCAAGAGCGGGCGAAUCAGGUGCUUUCGGCGAAGUUUUCCAGGUCAAGAUCCACGAAGAGCACCAUCUGAAUCCCAUCAUGAAGUAUGAUGGCAAACGAGCCGAUGUUGCCAUCAAGGUCAUCAGGCCGGUUUAUCGCGACACCACGGAUGAAAACGAACUGGAUCAACUUCGAGAUGAAUGGGUACGCGAAGUCAAGGCUCACAUUGAGAUGCGCAACCUCAAACAUCAGAAUAUCAUCGAGUUUAUCGCCGCCAUCAAGCGUGGCAGUGACCGCUAUCUGCUUUUUCGCUGGGCAGAGGAGGGAAGCCUGAGAAAGUUUUGGGAAAUGCCUGAACACAAGCGUCCAGUCGUGACAAGAGAGCUUGUCCGAGCCGUCAUCAUGCAGAUCCAAGGAAUGGCGGAUGCGCUCGACAAGCUGCACAAUUACCGCUACGGAGGAGGCUCAUACCGGCAUGGAGACUUGAAACCCGAAAACAUCCUGUGUGUGGUCGGCCAACCACCUCGAGACGGCCAGUUCGGCUUUCCUAUUCUCAAGAUUUCCGACAUGGGACUUGCAAAACAUCACAACAUUGCUACCCAACUGCGACACAACACAUCAACUCAAUACACGACAACCCGCUACGAACCUCCCGAGGUGGCCUUGAAGUCCGAGCUUGGCCGUUCCCGACGAUACGACAUGUGGUCAUUCGGAUGCGUGAUUUUGGAGAUGAUGAUCUGGCUGCUGUAUGGCACCGAUCAUCUGGAAAGGUUCAACAGCCAGAUCAUCGACGAGGGAAGGCAUAGAAGCCACUGGUUCAAGGUCGACAAAGAUAAAGACGAGGCAUUCGUGCAUCCCCAUGUCCAGGCGACAAUCAGAGCCCUGUAUUACGAUCCAGAAUGCAAGGCAGAGACUGCACUGAAGGAGCUUCUCACCAUCGUCAAGACCAAACUUCUCGUCGUGGAACUGGACCCUCCAGCCACACCCGUCAGCAGUUCAGCCCCCCCAAGGUCCACCAACGGCUCUCGCGCAUACUCUCAAGAACUCAUGGAGCGUCUUGAUGAUAUCGUGGCUCGAGGCAAAACCGACGAGUCAUACUGGUUCACGGGCGCCAGCCGCGAGCACAUCAAAGACUUGAAGGUCGACAGAGCACCAGAGUCUUCCUUCCUUUCGCCAAACUCAGCGAUAGGAGGAAACCGGCCCCUCCGACCUAGGCCCCCUUUGAGGCCCCUUGGAGAGAAUGGCGGUGGUAUAAUUCCUGAUGUCGGAUUCGAGGAUCAGCCAAGCUUGAUGGUCCCUGUGAUUACAGUCGUUGAAGCAAAAACAAGACGAGUAUGA
Molecule: messenger RNA, 1863 nt
Organism: Podospora pseudocomata
Lineage: Eukaryota; Fungi; Ascomycota; Sordariomycetes; Sordariales; Podosporaceae
Exons: 2
Coding region: 1-1863 (620 amino acids)
Biological process (GO): peptidyl-threonine phosphorylation; peptidyl-serine phosphorylation
Molecular function (GO): protein serine/threonine kinase activity; ATP binding
Source: RefSeq, a predicted model, not a curated record